Molecule: messenger RNA, 4344 nt
Organism: Blepharisma stoltei
Lineage: Eukaryota; Ciliophora; Heterotrichea; Heterotrichida; Blepharismidae
Source: the annotation of a GenBank genome assembly
AUGGCGAAGAUCAGUAAUUGGUUGAUUUUCCUGAUUCUGAUCAGUACAAGCACUCAAACAUAUAUAAACGAAGAUAUCCUUAAAGAGUGCCAAGUCCCAUACACAGUUAAGAAUAUAACAAGAACUUCUCAAGGGAUAGUAGCUUAUGCUUCUUUCAACCCUUCCUCAAAACUUAUUUCUGAUCAAAAUAAGAGCCAUACAAUUCAAAAGCUUACAAUUAAUAUUACUUAUGAAACAUCAGAAAGAGUCAGAAUCCAAAUAAAAGACACAGAACAUAGCAGAUGAGAAGUCCCAAAAGUAGUCGUCCCUUAUAACCAGACCUAAUUAAAAUAUGGCAUCUCAGUCAAGGCCUGGCCUCCCCAAGCAGCUUCGAGCAUAUUUUUAAUUAGAUCUGAAAGGCUUAGCCUGCCCAGGAAAUGCUAGAAAGCUAUAUUGGUUGUAUUUAGAACCUCGCCCAAGCUUUCUCCUAAAGGUUGGAUUUCACCUCAUGGAACAAUACCGACAAGAUAGCUGAGGACGAAGCAAAGAGGGUGAAGCUGCAGCUCACGGUGUGGGGUUGGGAGCUACUCAAUAACUUUAACUAACCUAACAUUGCAAUCAGACUACAUUUGAGCCAAAAUACGAUGUCAUGAUAGACGAAGAUCCUUUGGGAAUCCUCAUCAUUAGGAAAUCUGACGGAAAAGUCAUUUUUAACCUUGACCCAAACAGCUUGUUUUCUUACAUAGCCCAAGCCUCUAUUAAGCCUCGGGCUUUCCUGACAUAUCCCUUGAUCAAUUUGAGGUUGGAUUACCAGCAUUUGUUGGCAAGACCAACUCCUCAGAUGGCAAGUCCGCUCCUUAUUGGAGAUUUGCCAUCCGAAGAUUUGGUUUUACCUACAAAUCUUGGUAACCUAACUUCCUAUUGAUGUCGGGAUAUCCAAGCCAAAAGGAGUCUCGGGCUAUAAUGACCAAGAUAUCGCUUUUUUUAAUAUCCUUGACUAUGAUAUUAAAAUUAUGGGAUUUGGGGAAAGGGUAUCAAAUUUAACCUUAAAUAGAGGAGAAUAUACUAUGUGGUCUAGAGAUAGAUGCUCUCCUAUUGAUGAUGGAAAUAACCCUAAUGGAAAUAUGUAUUCUGUUCACCCAUUUUAUGUGGCAAUUGAUGAAGAUUUUAAGUGCUUUGGAGGCUUUCUGUUAAAUUCUAAUGCAAUGACAGGAUUUGUAGGGAAUAGUUAUGUUGGAUAUAGGACGACUGGAGGAAUAAUUGAUUUUUAUGUUUUUGUAGGCCCGACUGCUGCAGAUGUGGUCAGGCAGUAUCAAGAAGUUAUAGGUUUCCCAGCACUUGCCCCAUAUUGGUCUUUAGGAUGGCACCAAUCGCAUUGAGGCUAUAACAAUUUGACUAUAAUAGAAAAAAUAGUGGAUUUAUAUAAGCUAUACCUGUUUGCCAAGAAUAGCCCACUGAGGAGCAUUUUUUGGUUCGCAUUUCUUAAAAAUGGUUAGCCAGAAAAUAUGGCAUGCCAACGAAUUUGGCAAGCCAGCUAUUGUUCGGCUAACCAAAAAAUUCUCCUUAGUGGGCUAUUCUUGGUAAAUAAGUAUAUAAAUUCCUACUACUGAAGAUUAUAAAUUAAGCUUGGAUUAUAGCCAUUUAUAUACAAUAAGUAUAUGAGAUAUAAACUCCCGUUGGAUUCUAUAUGAAAUGACAUCGACUACAUGACAAAAUUCGAAGAUUUUACUCUAGAUCCUGACAGAUACCCUCACGAAGAAUUUUUAGCAUGAAUUGACCAUCUCAUAGUCUGCAUACAAAAAUAAAAUGGUGACCUAUCCUGCCAUACUUCUCCCAUAACCUCGAUGGUUUUAGAGCUAAGAGAGACAGGCCUAGAACUUGUCUCCGGGGUGGUUUGUUACCCGUACCAUAGGCAAGGAAACUAGAGUCCAUGUGACAAACUCAGGUAAAGUGACCAAGAGGAGGAUUCGGAUAGGUCAUCCCAACAGUUAGGAGUUGUCCAAAGAAUUACUUGGGUGCGUCAUCCAAGAGAUGGCGACGCAACCAUUUUUUAGUGACGUCGAGAGAAAAGGGCGUAAGUGCAAACCGAUGCUUAGGGGGAAGAAUCUGGAAUCAGCAAAGGCGUAGAUGGGCUGAAAUAAACCCCGAAGACAUACUCUACUAUAAUUAACCUAUUCAUAGCUUGCAUAAGCAUUAUGUCCCUAUAAUAGACGCUGGCAUUGCUAAACAAAACUAUUCUGCCUAUAACGAAAUGAUCCAAAAAGAGCUAUACAUAAAAGAUCCUUACAACUCAAACCCUGCUGAUGGUGUAGUAUGACCUGGAGACGCCGUAUUUUUAGACUGGUUUCAUCCAAAUACUUCAGAUUUUUGGGUCGACCAGCUAAUUGGCUUCUAUAAUUUGACUGAAUUUUCUGGUAUAUGAAUCGAUAUGAACGAAGCAAGCAAUUUUAUUAAUGGAGAUUUCGGCCAUCCAGCAACAAUCAUUAAUAGCACCACAAUGCCAUAUACUCCUGGAGAAGAUAUACCUAAUAAAGCUUAAUAAAUAAACAAAUUUUAUAGUAAAAAUCAUAAUUUAGUCUAUUAAAAUAAGAAUAUUAAUACAAAUUCUUUAGACGUCGCAUCAAUCCAUUAUGGAGGAAUAUUGGAAUAUAAUGUCCAUUCAUUAUAUGGAUUCAUGGAAACAAUUGCUACCAAUAGAUUUUUCACUGAAAAUUUAAAUAAGCGAGCUUUUGUCUUAACAAGAAGCAGUUUCCCUGGACAUGGGAGAUUUGGCUCUAAAUGGACCGGGGAUAAUUAUGCUAAAUGGGAGUAUAUGAGAUACUCAAUAAUAGGAAUUUUCAAUUUUGGGAUGUUUGGGAUUCCUCAUGUAGGUGCUGAUAUUUGUGGAUUUAUUGGAGAUACCACUGAAGAAUUAUGUACAAGGUGGAUGCAGCUGGGGUCACUUUAUCCAUUCGCAAGAAACCAUAAUGAUAAUCAAGCUCUUCCUCAAGAACCUUGGGCUUUUGGAACAAAUAUGCUUGAGACUUCUAAUAUGGCUAUAAGAAAUCGAUAUUUUCUUAUGCUUUAUAUCUAUACUGAAAUGUUUUUUACCAGUUUUUCAGGAGAAAUGUUUUUUAAGCCUACAUUUUUUAGUUAUCCAUAUGAUAGAAUAUUGUAUGAAAAUGUGAUUAACCAUUUUAUGCUAGGAAAAUCAUUAAUAGUUCACCCAUGCUUGUGGAAAGGGGUAAGCAGGGCAGAUUCUUAUUUUCCAGGUGAUAUUUGAUAUAAUUUUUAUAGUGGAGCUCGCAUAAAGCUAGAUAAAACUUAUAUGCCUCUAAAUCUUAUUUGGCGCGUUUAGACUGAACAAAUGGCUCUGAUAAUGAUUAGUCUUUUGAAUAAUGAAAAAACAAAACUAAGUCUUCUUUUUGGUAAUCGCCAAAAACCAUUUUUAUUUGGCUACUUAUUGAUUUAGGUUUUAAUGUGUUUCUUCUCCUCAACAAAUAAUUUAGACAUGCCUAGGCCAUCCUUUUAACCCUAAAUUAAUAAGUCAUGAGCCAUCUCCUUCGCUAUCUUUACAUCUGGCUAAGCCAUGGAACUCUUUAUCAAAUGACUCUAGAGAGUCUUCAUAAGGAUUACCCUCACUGAUUCUGUCUCCUCUCAGUAAUCUGCCUAAAUGUCUCCUUCCUCUGGAGUAGUAAGUAGGUUAAACCCUAUAUCUCCUAAAAUCCAAGGAUUUGAGUUCUAGCCUAUGGACUAGAGCUUUCCCAAUUCGCUGAAUAACCCACUGAGAAAACUCAGCCUCAUAAUAAAAAAUGCCAUUUUAAUCUUCAAAUAAAAGUCUAUAUUAAGCUAAAAUGGCUUCUAGGAUAUGUUAUAUCUUUAGAAAUGCCUUUGCAUGGGCUUAUAAAUAUUCAUGUGAGAGGUGGAUCUAUAAUUCCUCUACUAGACUCUGCAGACACUGCUUUAAGUGUAGAAGAACUCAGAAACUCUAAUAUAACUCUACUGGUUGCAUUAAAUUCUAAUCUGGAAGCAGCAGGAAGAGCUGUUUUUGAUGAUGGGAUUUCAUCUGGAACAAUUAAUGAGGGAAACUAUACUAGAAUGGAUUACCACUGGAGGUUUAUGAAUUACUCGACUGAUAUAUUGGAUAUUCAGCCUAUAAAUAGUAAAUAUGAGUCUGAAAAUGAGUUUCCGCAUAUUUCGAAUAUAAAAAUAUAUGGCUGUUCAAGCCUUCCUAAACAAGUAGAGAUAUUGAUUGAUAAUAGAGUUAUUCAAGGAUCUAUUAUAAAUGACCCAGGAUUAAUUCCAGAUGUUUGCAAAAUCGAAAUUUCAAAUUCUAAUGGAAAUUUCUCACCAAAUCGGCCAAGUCAAGUCAUUUUUCGAUACUAA